Messenger RNA from Salvelinus namaycush (lake trout), 566 nucleotides. Its product is annotated as high affinity cGMP-specific 3',5'-cyclic phosphodiesterase 9A-like. NCBI's taxonomy places the organism in Eukaryota, Metazoa, Chordata, Actinopteri, Salmoniformes, Salmonidae. Gene Ontology annotation, molecular function: 3',5'-cyclic-GMP phosphodiesterase activity. The coding region runs from base 50 to 292 and encodes 80 amino acids. The transcript has 2 exons. Gene Ontology annotation, biological process: cGMP catabolic process. The record is from RefSeq and is a predicted model, not a curated record.
AACUGUAUUAAAGUGAUGGCUAUGUCCCCCCGUCUCCUUCCAGCUGAUAAUGAUCAUGAAGAAAGUGAGUGACUUCAACGAGACACGGCCCAUGGACGUGGCUGAGCCCUGGUUGGACUGCCUCCUGCAGGAGGAGUUCUACAACCAGAGUGACAUGGAGAAGUUGGAGGGUCUUCCUGUGACUCCAUACAGGGACAAGGUGACCAAAGCCAUCCUCUCAGACAAGCUUCAUUGGCUUCGUCCAAUUACCUUUUCAUGGAGCUGGCCAACCUCUUCCCCUGACUGGAGGUAAGAUCUCCGUCUCCGCUGUAGCAGCACGUCAUAAACCCGGUGCGUAAAGGCCCUGGACUACUACACAGAGAUGGAGAAAGCACCAGAGAGAGAGAAACUGAUCUGAGCACCAAGCGACAAGGCAGCCGCAGCCAAGAACAAGGAUACUACACUUCAGAACCCUCAGAACACAGCAUAGUGUACUUAGAUAGUCCAUCAGAGACUGGGAACACCUAGAAACCAGCCACAUUGUGACGGCCUGCUGAUAGGCUAGUCUACAGUAUGAUCAGGAGUAA